This is a messenger RNA of Dermacentor andersoni, 2601 nucleotides long. NCBI's taxonomy places the organism in Eukaryota, Metazoa, Arthropoda, Arachnida, Ixodida, Ixodidae. The record is from RefSeq and is a predicted model, not a curated record.
UGUUACAGUUUUUGCAAGGAUUCGUGCGCGUGGAGUGCGGCGACGUUGACUGAGUAGGGAGCACGGUGAACGCCUGAAAAUAUGGCAGACUGCGGACGUCAAAGAGACAUGGUGGGAAGGGAAAGCCGCCCUCAACACAUCCUGGAGCCGCAGGGGACAACCGGAGACAAUGGGAUAUCGCAGAUUGCCCACUUUUACCAAGAUCAAGUGGUAUUUAUCACAGGAGCAACCAGUUUUAUCGGAAAGGUUCUGCUCGAGAAAUUGCUGCGAUCUUGCCCUGUUAAGCGGAUCUACCUUUUGAUACGCAGCAAGCACGGCGUGGAACCAGACGCGAGGCUGGAAGCUAUGCUCCGUUCUGAAGUAUUUCAGCGAAUCAGACUAGAAGUACCCGAUGCUCUCGGUAAAGUAAAGGCAGUUGCUGGUGAUCUGACUCAGCCAGACCUGGGAUUAAGUGAAACUAGUCUGCACACCCUAGUGGAUGAAGUGUCGGUCGUCUUCCACUUGGCAGCCACAGCCAAACCCAAUGAAACGUUCAAACAGGCGGUCCAGCUGAAUGUUUUGGGAACACGGCGUACGGUGGACAUCUGUAAACAAAUGCGAAGCCUCUGCGCACUUGUUCAUGUGUCAACAGCCUAUAGCAACUGGGGCAAGAGGGAUGUUCACGAGAUGGUCUACCAAACACCAGUAGAAGCAAACGAAGUUAUCGAAGCAGCUCAAUACUAUACCCUUAACUACUGUCACUUCCUUAAAAUAAAACGGCUCAUUGGAGCGUAUAACUCUUUAUGCAGGUGUGCCGACGAGAAGACAACUAAGCUUGUUGAGAAAUCUUUAUUUGGGCAGCCAAAUAAUUUCACUCUGACAAGUGCUGUAACUGAAUCACUACUGCUGGAUGAGCGCGGACAGCUGCCUCUUGCUAUAGUCCGCCCCUCCAUUGUCACUGCAUCGUGGAAAGAUCCCUUCCCGGGGUGGACAGACUAUCGGAACAGCUGCACCGAUGUCAUCGUGUCGCUAGGUUUUGGUUUGCUACCAUCAGUAUUACUGGGAAAAAACUGCGUCGCAGACCUCAUUCCGGUUGACGUUGUAGCCGAUACGCUAAUAUGCGUUGGCUGGCAGAUCGCCACGACUAGGCCAACAUACCUGAGAGUGUACAACUGUACUAGCGGUGCAUUACAACCACAUACGUGGGGCGAGGUAAUCAAGGAAUUACGGAGAACGAUGAUGCGUAACCCUCUGUCGAGCAGCUGUGGCUUCCCCAGCUUCAUGGUGACCAGCAGCGCAGCCUUGCAUCGUCUCACUCUGUACGGCCUUUGUUUGGUGCCUGCGUUCCUAGGAGACGUGGCCUUGCGGAUGACUGGACGGCAACCCAGUUUUGCUGUUCGUUGUGCCAAGGCCAUAAACGCCAUGAAAUCCCUGCAGUUCCACACCACAAACAGCUGGCUGUUUCGAUCAAACAACGUCGUGGGGCUGAUCAACGACCUCUCUCCUACGGACAAGCAGUUGUUCAACAUUGACGUUCGGAAGUUGGAGUGGUGCCAUUACUGGGAUCAGUACAUACAAGGAAUCCGCAAGUUCAUCUUCAAGACCGGCGAUGCAGAAUUUCCAACUGCACGAAAGCACUUUGGGCGGCUCGACGCCGUGCGCUGGUUCUGGUACUUGGCACUGGCCGUUCUUGCGUGGCGACUUGCAGUAACGCCGAAGGCUUGGAACACCUACAGCUCAGUACGUGUCCUUGCCGCGGUACUCGGCGACAUGAUUGGCUUCCCGCGGUUGCUGUGAUUCUCGCCAUCACACAAAAAAAAAGAUUAAAAAAAACAUGGACAGCCGUGAACUGUGGGCAAAGCGAAGCAUAUAUGUUCUGAAGACGAAGGUUACGGAGUAGCACGACACCGGUUUGCUAUGGUGAUGAAUUCGAUAGCUUAGUUACGCUUCCGCGCACUCUCUACCAGACAUUUCGCAGUCCCUAAAUGAGCCUCAGUGUAUCCCGCCAGGCUCUUUGGCGGGCGCUCCUUAUGACCUCUGCUGCUCUAAAGUUCAUGAAGUAAGGAAUACUCCGUCCCUCAUCUCAAGAGUUUCGCAUGCGAAACUACUGCAACGCAAGGAAAGCUAACCCGUUCAUCGUCGCAACGACUUUGAAAACAGAGUAGUAGUUCCGCUUAAUACAAACGAGCUUAGCCUUGCCCACUUCUCAAAGUUUAGUAAAAUAUAUUCCGUAAAACAUCGUUUCGGCUUACCGCGGUGCUCAAUUCUAUGUUCGUUAUCACAAAUACGAUAAUUUAAUAAAAAUUCCGGCGCCCAUAGGUAACUUUUCAUGAUCAAACUUCCUGGCGGUGUGGGUCUUAGCAGUCAUUGGGAUCUGUAGGUCUAAUUGGGAGCGAAGAGUCCCACAACGGCUAUAAAAAUAAUGUUGAGCGCAAGUUGCAAGCAAAGAUAUCUAUCAGCUCGGAGCUUUCUUUUUCCCUCAAUACUUCUAACAAAUUCAGCCUUCUCGCAACAGCUGCACGAAAGUGCAAUACACAAAGCGCUUUUGUUUCAUUACUAAUUCGAUCAAAAUGUAUUAUAAAUUAAAUCUUUAUGGUGAAACGGUUCGUUUGGUGGUGUCUU